CGGGAGAGGCGUUUUGCGCAGAUGGCGCCCUAAGCUGAGCAUCAUCAUUUCACGCCAGCGUGUCGCUUGAGUGCGGCCUCAGAGAGAGGGCUACAGGGCAACCAUACUAGCCGGUGGCGGUGGGCCGUUACGGGCCUUUGCGCCUCGCCGUUAUGGCUUGGGCAUAGUCCUGCGUCCUCCAUUUGGAGUAUAUGAAUGGGAAGCCCACCCCCUAUGUCGUGUUGCUUACUUCGUCACUCAUCGAGCCCCCUCAAGGACUCAAGACUCCAGACGAACCACUACUACUUCUUCCACAUCGCUACCUCACAAUCCAAUUUACCCACAAGACAUUAUCAACAUGCCGGAGUACUGGUGGUGCUGCCAGUGCAAAUCCGGCGGCUACAACGUCGAAAUUCAUUCGGCGUGCAACGAAACCUCCUGCCAGCACAAAAGGUGCUCGGCCUGCCCGACUGAGAGGCAUGAGUGCCUCGAUUCCUCUUCAGAGUUCGGAGACACGCACUCCGAAUGCAGCGACGUCGCCCCCGAUUCCCUGCUCGUCUCGAAGUUCGACUUUCGCGUCCCGAGCCCAGAACUUCCUGCAACUCCUCGCAUGCCGUUGUCGAUACUCUCCCAAGAGGGUAUGAAGACUCUUUCUUACAUGCCAUCUGGCACAUCCGACCACCCCGCCCUCCUUACGCACGCCUAUGCUGCCGCCCUCGAUCAGCCUUCCUCCCACAACGUCAACACCCACGGAACCAACACCCGUCCGAAUGGGCACGGCGAGCGGGAACUCCGCUGGUACUGCUGUUACUGCGGCGAUACAGACAACAGCUACAGAUACCAGAGCCACUGCCCGGAUUGUAACCACAAGCGUUGCCGCUAUUGCACAGUGACGGAGAUCAUAAGGAAGUAGGGUUUUGGUGGUGGACACAGUUGGCUUGGAGUUCUUGAAAUCGAUCUCAUGGUGGCUAAGUUGUCAGGUUUCUUGUUGUUUCCUUUCUCGUCUGGAGUUUGUCGGGUCGUCCUUUCAAUCUCUUAUCCUUUUCAACUGAUACC
This is a messenger RNA of Trematosphaeria pertusa, 1035 nucleotides long. RefSeq lists its product as uncharacterized. The transcript has 2 exons. The coding region runs from base 338 to 892 and encodes 184 amino acids. Lineage: Eukaryota; Fungi; Ascomycota; Dothideomycetes; Pleosporales; Trematosphaeriaceae. The record is from RefSeq and is a predicted model, not a curated record.